Sphenostylis stenocarpa is the source of this 1758-nucleotide messenger RNA. The record is from the annotation of a GenBank genome assembly. NCBI's taxonomy places the organism in Eukaryota, Viridiplantae, Streptophyta, Magnoliopsida, Fabales, Fabaceae.
AUGGGUUCUACCAUUGAUGACACACCGCUUCUGGAAAAAGAGGGUCUUCCUCAGGACGAAAGGAGGGAAGAAUACACAGGAGAUGGCUCAGCUGACUUAAGUGGCAGGCCUGUUCUUAAGAAGAACACUGGCAAUUGGAGGGCUUGUCCUUUUAUCCUUGGCAAUGAGUGUUGUGAACGUUUGGCCUUCUUCGGAAUUACAACAAAUCUUGUUACCUAUCUUACCACCAAAAUGCAUCAAGGAAACGUUUCUGCUGCGAGAAAUAUCAGCAUCUGGCAAGGCACUUGUUAUCUUACACCUCUCGUUGGAGCUGUUCUAGCUGAUGGUUACUGGGGUCGAUACUGGACAAUUGCUGUUUUCUCUUUGAUUUAUUUCAUUGGGAUGUGUACUUUGACACUUUCUGCAUCUUUACCAUCCUUGAAGCCUGCUGAAUGUUUGGGUUCUGUAUGCCCUUCAGCUACUCCUGUACAAUAUGCUGUGUUCUACUUUGGUCUGUACGUGAUUGCGCUUGGGACUGGUGGUGUGAAAGCGUGUGUGCCAUCUUUUGGGGCAGAUCAAUUUGAUGAUACUGAUCCGAAGGAAAGGAUUAAGAGGGGGUCGUUUUUCAAUUGGUAUUAUUUUUCUAUCUACCUAGGUGCCAUUGUGUCAUGCAGCUUAAUUGUGUGGAUUCAAGACAAUGCAGGAUGGGGUCUUGGAUUUGGCAUCCCUGCUUUGUGUAUAGGAUUUUCUAUUGUAUGCUUCUUCAUAGGCACGCCUCUCUACAGGUUUCAGAAGCCAGGGGGAAGUCCUGUUACAAGGAUGUGCCAGGUUUUGUUUGCGUCUGUCAGGAAAUGGAAUCUGGUUGUCCCUUGGGACAGUAAUCUCCUGUAUGAGAUACCAGAAGAGAGAUAUGCAAUUAGAGGGAGUCGCAAACUGGUGCAUAGUGAAGAUCUAAGGUGUCUUGAUAGAGCAGCAAUAGUAUCCGAUUAUGAGAGUAGAAGUGGUGACUAUUCUAAUCCAUGGAGACUUUGCACAGUUACACAGGUGGAAGAAUUGAAAAUCUUGAUCCGAAUGCUUCCAAUUUGGGCCACUGUGAUAAUUUUUUCUGCUGUUUAUGCCCAGAUGUCAACAUUGUUUGUGGUGCAAGGAACAAUGAUGGACACAUGUAUUGGUUACUUCAAAUUACCCCCAGCAUCCCUCACAACUUUUGAUGUCAUAAGUGUUGUUUUGUGGGUCCCUCUCUAUGACAGGAUAAUUGUUCCCAUCACAAGGAAGUUCACAGGCAAGGAAAGAGGCAUUUCAAAGUUGCAAAGAAUGGGCAUUGGCCUUUUCAUUUCAGUCUUGUGCAUGUUAUCAGCUGCUGUUGUGGAGAUUAUGCGUCUGCACCUUGCAAAAGAGUUUGACCUUGUGGAUAAACCUGUUGCAGUGCCCCUUAGUAUAUUUUGGCAAAUCCCUCAAUACUUCUUCUUAGGGGCAGCAGAAGUAUUCACAUUUGUGGGGCAGCUUGAGUUCUUGUAUGACCAAUCUCCCGAUUCUAUGAAGACUCUAGCUACUGCACUGCCACUUCUGAAUUUUUCAUUGGGAAAUUACUUGAGCUCUUUAAUUCUUACUGUAGUAACUUACUUCACCACACAAGGUGGAAAACAUGGUUGGAUUCCUGAUAACUUGAACAAAGGUCAUCUCGAUUACUUCUUCUUGCUUUUAGCUGGACUUAGCUUUUUAAAUAUGUUGGUGUACAUAGUUGCUGUCAGAAGGUACAGGCAGAAGAAGGUUUGUUAA